AUGGCGAACGACGACGGCCUGGCAGGGACCGUGAUUGGGAUCGCAAGGUCCGGCAUCAAGCUCGCCGUGACUCUGCAUAAUUUCUCCGAGACCGUCACCACCGCCCGGAUCGAAAUCAAAGACCUCGCCAACAACGUCGCGUUGACCGCUUCGGUUUUGCACGAACUCGGAGUCAAGCUUGACCAGGACUAUGACGACGAGGAAGGGGAGCAUGUGUAUUCGAGUUCGGCCAUAGGCACGACACGCGAGGCCACCCGCGAGUGUGAGGCUGUCUUUCGCGAGAUUGAGACCAUCAUCGGCAAAGCAAUGCAGAGCGCCAGGGAGCGAGGCGUGAAGAAUGGAAAAGUGCCCGCUCUGUCGCCACUGGAGCGGUUAAAGUACCCGUUUCUCCUUCCCAAGGUCGACCUCCUCGCCACGAACCUGGAGCGUCUGAAAAGCACGCUGGUGCUAAUGUUGAACGUGUUGAGCUACGCUCGAGAAAUGAAGGCGGAGGGCGGUAACUCUCCCCAGCAGCAACAGGACGGCUAUCAGAAAUUACUCCUGGAGAACCUGGUCCGCGCCAACAAGGACGCCACGCGUAGAUACGAAGCAAUGCUCAAGGACCUGGGCGAAGAGACCGAAUCGUUUCCCGCUGAAAGCGCCCCUCAGUCACGGCCAGACUCCAAUGGCAGUGCCGCCGCGAGUGCCAGUCUUUCUCUCUCCAUGAUCAAAACUCCAGACUCGGAUGAUUCGUACGCCGACUCAAGCCCCCGAGCAAGGGCGGCGUCUACGAUCCAGGCCUGUCUCGACCGCCUCGAAAACGCACUCGUCAAAGUCGAACAGUCGUCGUCUGUUCUCCACCACUCAACGGGCAUCGUGGUGCGCGUCGAACUCGACAGGGACACACCCGCUCAACAAGGUCAACCUCAGAAACCACGCAUUUCAGUGUCUGUACUCCAGAAGCAGACUCGUCCACGACAGGACUCGUUACAGUCUCGCACAAGCACUUCUAGACCUAGACGAAACACCAAUGGUCUUAGUAGGAGCAAUACGUGGUAUUCGAAUCUUUGGAACUCGAUGCCCAGCCCUUACUCGGCCAUGAGUUCAAUCCAGCAAACCCUCGACAACACUGGUCUUUUCCUCGCGACAGAGCAAAUCACCGAAGACGCCAGCAACGUACUUAGCUACAAUCAAACCUCCAACAAUGGUGUAAACGGAGGAUACCAACCAUACUCGAACCGGUACGGGUCCAGCACAUAUGCGAAUCCAGCCGAUAAUGGCGACGAGAGUCCCGACUCCGACUCAGGACCUACACUGACCGACGCCAUCCGUGCCGUGUUGCCGGAUUCGCUGGUUUCAGGUCGCCGACCUGACCCAGCGUCCAGAAUAGGCGACAUCGAGAUGAACCCAGUCGCAGUACAAGCUCAGGGCGCCGACGCAUCACGGCCACUGAUGUCCGCGGACGCAAUCGAGCACACGCCGCGACUUGGACCACUCCCGGAAGUCCGCGUUGAACUAGACACUCCCUCUGCGUCUGCGUCUGCAUCGAUUUCCCGUCCUGCUCCCGCCGCUCUGGGUUCGGAGACGUCAAACAGACAAGCCAACCACGCUGCAGAGGGAAGCGGUGGAGGAGGAGGAGGAGGAGGAGGCGGUUGGUCCCCCGAGCAGGACGCGCGGAUGAAAGACAUCCUCUCAGCAAGCGUGCAGGCCGCCAUUGCGCAGGGUGAGAGCGAAGGCGCGAAGAUAGAACCACCACCGCCGCCGCCGACGACGACAAUGUCAUUGGCUAGUAAUCCAGAUCGGCGGUCCGCCGUGUCAAGCAGCGAUGCUGCUACUGCUACCGCGAUCGACGGACAGAAGUCCGAAGAAACGAUCGACGAAGAUGCAAUGGAAACCGUAGACCUCGACGACGGUGCCCAGAAGGGGCCAGAAAAUGGAAAAGGAGAGGGCAAGGGAAAGGGCAAGGCCAAAGCACCAUUGCAGUUGGCGACCACCACUGGCACCGGCCUGGGCGUACUCAUGGGCACGUCUGACGGCGCAGACGCCGUUGACCAAUUGUUGGGUGAAUGGACGACUUUGCGCGUCAACAGUGCCGGUACCAGUGGCGGUGGUGGUAGCGGUGGUGCCGGGGGCUCCUGA
Molecule: messenger RNA, 2118 nt
Organism: Exophiala spinifera
Lineage: Eukaryota; Fungi; Ascomycota; Eurotiomycetes; Chaetothyriales; Herpotrichiellaceae
Exons: 3
Coding region: 1-2118 (705 amino acids)
Biological process (GO): regulation of DNA-templated transcription
Source: RefSeq, a predicted model, not a curated record